This is a messenger RNA of Ictidomys tridecemlineatus (thirteen-lined ground squirrel), 7277 nucleotides long. It is a transcript of the gene Osbpl8, whose product is annotated as oxysterol binding protein like 8. Gene Ontology annotation, cellular component: membrane; cytosol; cortical endoplasmic reticulum. Lineage: Eukaryota; Metazoa; Chordata; Mammalia; Rodentia; Sciuridae. The record is from RefSeq and is a predicted model, not a curated record. Gene Ontology annotation, molecular function: cholesterol binding.
UUUAAGCUGCUGGAAUUCAUAAAAAUUGUUCUUGAAAGAAUAUCUUUCCUUAUGAAUUCUUAAUCAUGGCUGAGGCAUACAGUGGAUUAGAUAUAAAUCUAGAGGCUUUGGGAAAAAUAAAAAGUGUUAUGUUGAUAUCCAUUUUUGAAGUAAGCAAAAACUGGAAAGGAAAGAGUCUGAAGAGGAGGGAAGUGUGGCUGGAUACUACAAAAACAUAAUAGAAGGGAUAAAAGACUUGUCUUUUUGAGAAAAGAAGAGAAACUGUCUUUAUUACUUCAUCCUGAAUCACUGAGUAUUGAUCUUGCUUUGUUUUUCUAAAGCAGCAAUUUAGUGCAGGGCGUUACUCUUUUGAUAAAAAGGUAAAACAUUAGUGGAAUAACCUACUUAAAAAUCGGUUUAUUUUUAAAAAAAAUCAGCAGCAUGGCUUGAUGCCUUUCCUGUCGUCUCAUUCUCUGUUUAUUGCUGAUUUGACAGUCUCUAGUCCUUCUCCUUUGCUGUUAAAUGUGUGUGUCCUUUGUUUGUGCUGGUGGGUUUUGCUAUAUUUGAAUGUGAGAGAAAAGCCUGUCUUUGCCAUAUUGAUCUAAUUAGCCUUCUGGUUGAGCACGUAUACAUUAAGUAGACCUUCUAAACCAUGAAAGAAGAGAACUCACAACAACGUAGAUUUUCUUCAUGUACUGGGGUUUCACCCGUUUUAUUUCCUCCUCGAAUUGAUGGCCGAAAGCUUGUCCGGAAUGCUUCAUUUGGAGGAUACAAUGAACUUUCUCCUUCGUUGCCAGGUUUUGAAAGAGGGAAAGAAGAUAAUUCUCAAAAUAAAGAUGACUCUUCACUUUCUAUAUCAAAGAGCAAGUCUGAAUCUAAACUUUAUAAUGGCUCAGAAAAGGACAGUUCAACUUCAAGCAAGCUCACAAAAAAAGAAUCUCUUAAGGUGCAAAAGAAAAAUUACCGAGAAGAAAAGAAAAGAGCCACGAAGGAGUUGCUCAGUACCAUCACAGAUCCUUCUGUUAUUGUUAUGGCUGACUGGUUAAAGAUUCGUGGUACUUUAAAGAGCUGGACCAAGUUGUGGUGUGUGUUGAAACCUGGGGUGCUACUGAUAUAUAAAACACAAAAAAAUGGUCAGUGGGUUGGAACAGUCCUUCUGAAUGCCUGUGAAAUCAUUGAGCGUCCAUCAAAAAAAGAUGGCUUUUGUUUCAAACUUUUCCAUCCAUUGGAGCAAUCUAUUUGGGCAGUAAAGGGUCCAAAAGGUGAAGCAGUUGGGUCCAUAACUCAGCCCUUACCUAGCAGUUAUUUGAUCAUCCGAGCUACUUCAGAGUCAGAUGGAAGGUGCUGGAUGGAUGCUUUAGAGUUGGCUUUGAAAUGUUCUAGUCUUCUUAAACGCACAAUGAUCAGAGAAGGAAAGGAACAUGACUUUAGCAUUUCAUCAGAUAACACACAUGUGACAUUGUAUGGGUUAUUACGUGCAAACAAUCUCCACAGUGGUGACAACUUCCAGUUAAAUGAUAGUGAAAUUGAACGACAGCAUUUUAAGGACCAAGAUAUGUACUCUGACAAAUCUGAUAAAGAAAAUGAUCAAGAGCAUGAUGAGUCAGACAAUGAGGUGAUGGGGAAAAGUGAAGAAAGUGACACAGAUACAUCAGAAAGGCAGGAUGACUCAUACAUUGAACCUGAGCCUGUUGAGCCUUUAAAGGAGACCACCUACACAGAACAGAGCCAUGAGGAACUUGGAGAGGCAGGUGAGGCUUCUCAAACAGAAACUGUGUCUGAAGAAAACAAGAGCCUUAUCUGGACAUUGCUGAAACAGGUCCGUCCUGGCAUGGACCUGUCCAGGGUAGUUCUGCCCACUUUUAUUUUAGAACCCCGUUCUUUUCUGGAUAAACUUUCAGAUUACUACUAUCAUGCAGAUUUCCUGUCUGAGGCUGCCCUGGAAGAAAAUCCUUAUUUCCGUUUAAAGAAAGUAGUGAAAUGGUAUUUGUCAGGAUUCUAUAAAAAGCCAAAGGGACUGAAGAAACCUUACAAUCCCAUACUUGGGGAGACUUUCCGUUGUCUAUGGAUUCAUCCCAGAACAAAUAGCAAAACAUUUUAUAUUGCUGAACAGGUGUCCCACCAUCCACCAAUAUCUGCCUUUUAUGUUAGUAACCGAAAAGAUGGAUUUUGCCUUAGUGGCAGUAUCCUGGCUAAGUCCAAGUUUUAUGGAAACUCAUUAUCUGCAAUAUUAGAGGGAGAAGCACGGUUAACAUUCUUGAAUAGAGGUGAAGAUUAUGUAAUGACAAUGCCAUAUGCUCAUUGUAAAGGAAUUCUUUAUGGUACAAUGACACUGGAGCUUGGUGGAACAGUUAAUAUUACAUGUCAAAAGACUGGAUACAGUGCAAUACUUGAAUUUAAACUAAAGCCAUUUCUAGGGAGUAAUGAUUCUGUUAAUCAAAUAUCAGGGAAACUUAAAUUGGGAAAAGAAGUCCUAGCUACAUUGGAAGGCCAUUGGGAUAGUGAAGUUUUUAUUAAUGACAAAAAGACUGAUAAUUCCGAGGUUUUCUGGAAUCCAACACCUGACAUUAAGCAAUGGAGAUUAAUAAGACACACUGUAAAAUUUGAAGAGCAGGAUGAUUUUGAAUCAGAAAAGCUCUGGCAGCGAGUAACUCGAGCCAUAAAUGCCAAAGACCAAACAGAAGCUACUCAAGAGAAGUAUGUUUUGGAAGAAGCUCAAAGACAAUCUGCCAGAGAUCGGAAAACAAAAAAUGAAGAAUGGACUUGCAAGUUAUUUGAAUUUGAUCCUCUCAUAGGAGAAUGGCAUUACAAAUUUGCAGAUACCCGACCAUGGGACCCACUUAAUGAUAUGAUACAAUUUGAGAAAGAUGGUGUUAUCCAGACCAAAGUGAAACAUCGAACUCCAAUGGUUAGUGUCCCAAAAAUGAAACAUAAGCCAACCAGACAACAGAAGAAAGUAGCAAAAGGGUAUUCCUCCCCAGAGCCUGAUAUCCAAGAUUCAUCUGGUAGUGAAGCUCAAUCUGUAAAACCAAGUACACGAAGAAAGAAAGGGAUAGAACUGGGAGACAUUCAAAGUUCCAUCGAAUCUAUAAAACAAACACAGGAAGAAAUUAAAAGAAAUAUUAUGGCUCUUCGAAAUCAUUUAGUUUCAAGCACACCUGCCGCGGAUUAUUUUCUGCAACAAAAAGAAUACUUCAUCAUCAUUUUCCUCCUGAUUUUGCUUCAAGUCAUAAUAAACUUCAUGUUUAAGUAGAAGUUCUCUACAGUUGAAUCAGUGAACUAGAAAGAUCAAAUUUGGCCUGGGACCAGUGUUCAAGUUGCUUUGGUCUUUAAUUAAACAUCACAAUAUUUCUAAGACAAAAAAUCUAGGAGAAAAAUGUAGAGGUGUCUACCUUUCGUAUCUUUUAUCCUUAACCUGAAACAAGAGCUAUCCUGUUUGGUUAUUAUAGUGAGCUAUAUGUUAAGUGCCAGGACAUUUCUAGCUUUUGUGAGAAUGUGUCUACAUGUGAGUAUAUUAAAUCACAUGUAUACAUAGCUGUCUCUUAUGUACUCUUACCUGACAGUAGUCUUUGUGUUCUAUAGUAUGUUUUGAGAUAUAAUGUUAACAUUGUUCAUAACAAAAAUGUUAUCAAGCUUAAAAAUGUAUGUAUAGUAAUCUAUUUUAUUCAUUAAACAGGCACAAAAUUUUAUCAAGUAAUUAGACUGGGGAAUGAUGGAAUAAUAGACAUAAGUAAUUCAGUACACAAUACUGUUAAAAUUAUUUCCAAAGUACCCAGUUCAAUUAUCUCCUUACAAACAGCAAGAAAAAAAGUAUGAAUGGUCAAAAUUAACAUAUUUAAAGAGACAGGUGGCAAAUUUUUUAAGUUUACACAAUAUUUUUUAAUCCCUAUAAUUUAAUAUUUGUAGAUACAGGUAUAUAGUACUUGUGUGUAUAUCAAUAUAAAAAAACUGGUAUAAAACUACUAUUAAUUGUAAUACCAUAACCUUGCACACUUGCUGAAAAAGUGUGAUCAAAAUUUAUUGCUUUUCUUUUUAUGUUUUAAGUCACCUGGUCCAUAACAUAGGACCAGGCAAAUACUAGAUACAAAUACUAGACAUGUUCAUAGGGCAUAUGAAAUGCUGAUAAUUCAUGUUUUUUCUCUAGCUUUCAUUUAGAACCUAGUGUAUUCAGUGAAUAAAUAGAAUAGAAAAAAUUAGAAUUUUUAUUUUAUUUCAAAAGCCAAAAAGAAAGACAAAGGAAGGCCUGUUGUGGUGGCCUUUAAUGUGUACAUUAAAAUUGGUUUCCUUAAAAUGUGCAAUAAGUUGAGCAUCUAAGAAUACCAAUUUCUAAGUUUAAUUGUUUAUUAUUACCCUCACACCCCUGUUCUUAGUAAUUUCAUUCUGUGGCAAAACCAUAGUUCAUUAAGAUUCCUCCUUGUUCAGGCUCAGGCAGAUUUUUUUUUAAGUUUCUUUGCAUAUUUCUUCAGUUCAAUAUUUUGACUUUGUGUGUUCACAUAAAUAUUUAUAGUCCUCAAAAACAAUUUUUUCAAAGGCAGUUCAGUUUAGGAACUUGUUGUCCUAAAAUAUAUCUUAGAAUCCUAAAAGUAUAGAGUUUUAAAUGGUUAUUAAAAUGAAAAUAAAGAUCAAAACGAACAACUAUUUGGUUACAAAUAAGACAUGAAAGACACUAGUAAAAUUACAAUUUUUGUUAUGCAUAAAUAUAAAGUCAAGGGAUGAUUGCUAAAUUACAGAAAUUAAAAAUAAUAAAAUCUACUUUUUUUCCCCUAAUCAAUAAAACCAGGUAUCUUAAGUAUUAGGUUUCUGCAAAGAGCUAUUUUCCAUGUAAUGUUGGUAAAACAAUGUUGUAUUCUGUAUGUACUCAUGAAAAUAUUUUUAAAUUGAUAACAUCAUAAAUAAGAUGCACCUGUAUCCAGUAUUUUCAUGACUAUAAGAACAAGUGGAUUUGGGUUAUAUUUCAUAUUUGUUGAUAUUUUUAUAUUCAUAUUCUAUUACCAAUAUUAUGCUCAACUGCCUAUUCAUCAACAUGUAACAUUUUGUAAAUAUUGUACAAUUCGAUUUUUUAAGGUUUAAAUUAGUAUUAAUUUAUAUUAUAUAUAAUUGAUUGGCUGAUCAUGAAAGUCAUUUCAUCAUUUAAACCUGAAAACUUAAAAAUUGUUGUUGGUGACCUGCCUUAGGGUCUUAUCCACUUGCAUGUUAUUUUCAUUUGGUCUAAAUAUUGUUUUAUUUGUAUAUCUUCUAAGACUGGAAAGGUAACUAUUUUAUUUUUUUAAUUUCUCUUUAGGGCAGAUAUUGUGAGUUCAUACCCAAGGAGUCAAAAAUUAAAGAACAGGGUUAUUCAUGACUGUUUCUUAUAUACUAAAAGCAUAUAUCUAAUCUAAUUGUCCUGUUAUGCUUUUAGUUCUGUGAGUUCCUUUCUAUGAACUGAACACAAAACUCAGGAAUUGGUGGCUUAAUUUUAGAUCAGUACUUAUACUAGACUUAGUAUGUGAAUUCUUUAAACUCCAUAAUUUACUCUGUAUUUAGCCAUAAUAUGUAAUUGACUUUGAAUGUUCUUACCUAAGAGUACUCUUUCUUCACACAUGAAUUCAUGGAUUUAGUUUGCAAUUGUCUGAGAGGCUCAUGAUGAUUUCCAGGAUAUAUGACUUUAUAACCAGUUUUAUUAUCAAAAAUUUUCUCAAAUGAAAUUUAGAUAAGUAAUAAUUAUUGACAUACACAUUUUUAGUUGUUAAAUGUACUAUAUCUUCAGCUAUCUACCAUUUAGUGACAUGUUGUUGGGUAGGAAAAGACACAAAACAGGGCAUGUGAAAUGUUGUUACAGUAGAUAUUUUACUUAUAUUUCAUAUCAGCACUUUUUUUGUAUCACUUAUAAAGGUACAGUGUAAUCUUUGUUACAGCUCAGUUGACAACUGCAUUCCAUUGAAAAGUUGGCCUUGUAAAAUACAAUCCUCAUUUAAUAUUCAUGCUUUUGUGCCUUUAAGAAAAUAUUUUUUGUCAUUUUUGUGUUACAGAACUAUUAUAUGAUUCAAAGUGUUUAUAGGCUUACUUGUCAUAAAAGGGUCAUUUUCUGUCAUUUUAUUUCCUUUUUAUAUAGGUGAAGUAUAUUUAAACAGUAAUGCUGUACUUUUAUAAGGGUUUGUCUACUUAACUAUUUCAAAAUAUUCUUAUUCUCAGACAUCACUGAAGUAGACUUGUCAGAUUAUUCUGAGUAGAAAACAGUGCCUUUUUGAUGGAAUUCACACUGUUGGGUAUCAACUUGUGCCAUAUACACAGAAUUUUGUGGAAGGCAGUUUUAACUUUUUGAAGAAUAUCUUAGUCUAAAUUUAAGAAAAUGUAUAAAAUUCCAUUUUUUCCAAUGCUUAUCAUAUCUAAUGGGCAAUGAAGUUUUGUUCUUUUGUUGAAAUACAGUGAUGACACUACUGAUGAGCCAUACAUGAGACACAGAUUGUUUUGAAUUAUGUUAAAUAUAUAGAAAUAAAAUAUUAGCAUUGAUGUCAGUUUUUCCAAUUUGAACUAAUGGGAGAAUUCCCACAAAAAUCAGUGAGUUUACAAUUCAACAUCUGUUGUAUUUGACUAAGUGUAAGAGAUUCUUUAAAUUGUAUAACCUGCCACUAUUAUGUAAUUUGUCUUCAUUUUAUUCUACCUAUUGUCUGAGUUUAACAUAUUUAAUUUACUUUUUGUUACUCUUAACAUACUAUUUUGUUACAGUUUUUAACUGAAGGUGGACUGUUAAAAUUGUAUAGGACCAGUGUCUUAUUAAUGUGAUUAACAUAUUUAGAAAAGCCACAAGAAACCCAUGACAAAAAUGAAUGUGAAUAUGCUUUCUAAAAUAUUUGGGAAAAUUUCUUUCUGCAUUUAUCAUGAAAAAUUAUUUUAGUAUUACAAUAUUGAAAUUCUUCAUUUAAAGAAAAAUGCCAUGAAACAUUUGAACUGAUAGGCCACAAAAUUUAGGGUUUUUUCCACUUUUUAGCAUGGUAAAUGUACAUUUAAGUUAAAAAUCCUGUUUUAUGGCCAUUUAUAAAUUUAAGCACUACCACUGGUCAGUUUUGUAUGAUAGAAUAACAGUAUGUUAUCUGCAGUGUAAGUAUAGCACACUGUCAAAUUCUUUUCCUUAAGGUGCAUAGUAAAUGUACAGAUAGUCUUAGGCUACCGUUUUGUAAUGUAUUACAUUUCUAAUCUAUUAUUCCUAACCUGUUAUACAUGUUUGCUGAGAGAAAAGAAUUGAAUUUUUCUAAUGAUCUGUAAAAUUAUGCUAACUUCUACAAGUAGGUAUUCUAAAUAAAAUUUUUAAAAAGAGCAAA